Messenger RNA from Saccostrea cuccullata (small rock oyster), 1772 nucleotides. Its product is annotated as proline-rich transmembrane protein 1-like. Lineage: Eukaryota; Metazoa; Mollusca; Bivalvia; Ostreida; Ostreidae. Gene Ontology annotation, cellular component: membrane. Bases 148 to 639 code for a protein of 163 amino acids. The record is from RefSeq and is a predicted model, not a curated record. The transcript has 4 exons.
UCAAGUGUGUAAAUUUUCCGCAGCGUAAACAGGUGUAUAACGCAGGAGUGAACCAUUCAUUGGGAGCAGUCGAUCGAGGGCAGAUCAUAAUAUAAACACAAACACCAGAGCCAGCUAUUGUAUAGUGAAUAAUUAUAAUAUAGGAAUAUGUCUACUGACCAAGAGAAAGCUGGACCACCGCCCUCAUACAACCAAGCAGCAUAUCCUAACGCCCAGCCUCAGUAUGGGUACGGGAACCAGUACAACCAGUAUCCCGGAAGUCAAUAUCCACCGCAAGGUGGCGUCCAGGGACAGUAUCCUGGAAGUCAAAAUCCACCCGGCCAAUAUCAGCAGCACAAUGUUGUGGUUGCCCAGCCCGGGCCUACAAUGGUGGUAGCCCAGCCCCCACAACAAGACUGGAUGGUACCCGCCAUUUUAUCGUGUUUGUGCUGCUUCUGGCCAACAGGGAUCUUCGCUAUCCUUGCUGCUAAUAAGGCCAAAAACGCUGCUCAAGUUGGCAAUGUCGUGGAAGCGCAGGAACAGGCGGGACGCGCGCGCACACUUGUCAUCGUUUCCGUUGUCAUCGGAGUCAUCGUCAUCGCACUUAGCGUGAUACUGCGGGUGGUCCUCUAUUCUAGUAGCAGCUACAGACAUUACUAAAACAACGGUCUUAUUGUGAUCUUUUUGUGAGGACUAUAAUUAAUACUAAUUUAUGGGUCUGCCAUGGUGUUUUUUAUGCAGAUUCUGGAAAAUAUUCAUGUAUGUACAGUGUAUAUCACCGUAUACUAAGAGUAUGCUGAAAAGUUAAAGUGUGUCAAGUCAAGUUUAUACUGGAUUUCAUUUAGGAAAUUUUCAGUUAUUUUCUGCUUUUCAAAACCAAAGAUAAUUUGGCAGUUUUACAAUAUGUUCAUAACUUGAUAUGUGGUGUUUUUCUUUAUUUUAAAUAUCAUCCGUAAUUGAAUAUUCCGGGUAAUAUAAUUUUAGGUCUGUCCGUCUGUCUGUUUGUCUGAUAAUCUUAUUGUCUGUCUGCCAACAAAAUUAUCUUGCCUUUAUUACUUUUAAGUGGUUGGUGCUGGUCUUACAUUUUAUACACGUGUAUUCCUUUGUAACAAGACCUUCCUUCCGGUACCAAUAUAUUUUACCUUGUCACCUUGACCUCGGAGUUUGAUUUUCUUUUUCAAGAUUUUUCCAAACCUUAACCCCAAACAUAAUUUUGGAACGAUUGGUGCUAAUGCUUUUAUAUUUCAAAUACGUAUUCAAUGUGACAAGAGCUUUUUGUUUGUACAAAUAUUUUUUUUAAUGGUUGGCUUGACCUAGGAAAUUUGAUUUGCAUAUUUGGAUACUUUAUUUUAAGCUCGAACAUUUUCGGGACAUCAAUGUUUCAAAAGCACUAUUCUUGACUUAUUAAUACAAUAUACACACUGUAACUGUUUUGCAAAUUUCAUGUUUCAUUUUCUUCAUCAGGUAUAAUCUCAUGCAUACAUGUAUAUUUCAACUUGUUAACAGUUCAAAGCCAGCUGAUGAGGAGACAACAUUGUUUAUAUGUCAUAAGAAAUUUCGUACAAUAAAUGUUAGCUAUUUUACAUGUAGGUUAAUUAGAUUAAAUUGAGAUUACUGUGUUAACACAUACCUUAUUUUCUUUUUUUAUUGUAAAUGUUAUUGAACUCAGUGUAUUGAAUUCUGGGUCGAGAAAGUUGUGAUUUUUUUUUUACAACCAAUAUAUACUAAUAUUUUUUCUGUGACUCAUUAAUUAGCUGUAAACUUGUAACAAAUAAAUUUUCUUGUUGAAUUAA